UUCUUCCUUUCAUUUUUUCUUUCUUUCUAUGUUUGUUAAGUUGGUUGUUAAUCUAUUGAUGAGUUGACUACAUAUAUAUAUAUAUUUAUAUAUAUUGUUGAAACUUAUAUAUAUAUAACAGGCUGCAGAAUAGAGAAAUAAGAUGGAGUCACCUUCCAAGGGAUAUGGAGAUCAUCAUGGAAAUAUUACAGAAGAAUGUCAGAGCAGUGAAUCUGGUUGGACAAUGUACAUUGGUGGUGGUUCAUCCAUGGAUGAUGAUUAUGGAGGAGGAGGUGUUGUGUAUGAUGGUAGUAGUAGGAAAAAUAAAGGGGUAGUUGUAAAAGAUGAAGAUGAUGAAGACACAGAUGAUUCAAUGGCUUCUGAUGCUUCUUCUGGACCAAGUCAUUUACAUUUACAACAACCAUGGGAGCAGGUUGCACAACAAGAUGAUCAUGGGAAACAACAUAAGUCUUCUGGCAAGAAGAGCAAAAAAGCAACAGGGAAGAAGAAAGAUCAAGAAUCAAGAAAGAAAGAUGAAUAUCAUCAAGCUGGUUUGGUGAAUGAAAAAAGAGGGGUGAUUACUACUGUCCAAAGUGGCAAUAGGGCUUGGUUUUUGGGCAAAAGAAAGUAAAAUUUUAUGGUGUUUGUGAAAAGGCGGUGGCGGUGGGUGCUGGUGGUGGUUGCGGUAAGUGUUAAUCACCAGCAAAUAGCUAGGUAAAGCUUUUGAAAUGAAGUUGUUCAUCAUCUAGAUAAUUAAGAAUCAAUUAAUUAAUUAAUACUCUACUUGGAAAUCAUACUGUUAUUUUUUGUGUGUAUGGUUUCUGUAUAUCUAAUGAUCAAAUAUGAUCCCAUCAUAUGUUAA
Messenger RNA from Erigeron canadensis, 841 nucleotides. Its product is annotated as protein SOB FIVE-LIKE 4-like. NCBI's taxonomy places the organism in Eukaryota, Viridiplantae, Streptophyta, Magnoliopsida, Asterales, Asteraceae. Bases 143 to 610 code for a protein of 155 amino acids. Gene Ontology annotation, biological process: cytokinin biosynthetic process. The transcript has a single exon. The record is from RefSeq and is a predicted model, not a curated record.